UCCUUAACUAUCUCAAGUUUUUCAAACAUGAAUUGUGGUGCUGCUCCAAAGUUGUCGGGUGUGGUGAUCCAAUAGACAGCAAAGUGUGUGCUCUAGUGUCUUGGAAUUUAGCUUAAAGUGCGUAUUGAACAUUGUAGACAUUUCAGAGUCGGCAGAAUACGAAUAUGGCAGUUUCAAACGGAUUGAUUUGGAGUGCGUCUUUGGUUGUUUCUGUUUACGCCUUAAUAUCAAUCAGCAAGGUGUUCCGUUACUAUUUCAAAUUUGUCUUCUUCAUGGCAGCCGUGGUCUUUUUCUCCACCAUCCUCAUCCCUGUCAUGAUAUGGCAGCCUCGUAGCUGGAAAAACGGAUAUAGAACAUCGUGGUCAAUCAGACUGAUUUCUAAGAUGGUUGGAGUCAAUUGGCAGAUUCGAGGUCAAGAAAAUGUGGUUAAAAAUAAUGGUGCGGUUGUAGUUAUCAACCACCAGAGUGCGUUGGAUAUGCUCGUGCUGGCCGAUCUGUUUCCUUUCUUUGACGGACUAACCAAUAUCGCAAAGAAGGAAAUACUUUAUUACGGAACUUAUGGCUUUGCUUCCUGGCUUCAAGGGACCAUUUUUAUUGAUAGGGCAAAUUCGGGGAAAGCUGUCGAGACUCUCAACAAAACUGCUGAGCACAUCCGCAAAAAUAAGCUGAAAUUGACUAUGUUUCCGGAGGGGACUCGUAAUGGUGGAAAAGAAUUACUGCCUUUCAAAAAGGGAGCAUUCCACGUGGCGAUUGCCUCGCAACUUCCAAUUCAACCUAUCGUCAUUGCUAAGUAUCCGUUUUUGGAUGCAAAAACACACACAUUUGGCUCAGGAACAAGCCACGUCAAAAUUCUUCCUCCCAUUUCCACUGUUGGCUUGACCAAAGCGGAUAUGGAUCAGCUUAUCGAAAGAACCCGCUCGACAAUGAAUGAUGCUUACCAGAGACUCUCCAAUGAAGCUCUCUGAGGAAGAUGAAUGAAACCUGUUGUUUGUUCGUCGAAUGCGACGAAAAAUACUCAUUUGAGGGUAAAACGUAAGUCCAGAGUCCCACAAUUGUGGAAAACACCUCUAAAAAAAACCUUGCGUUUUCAUUGCCGUGAUCUAAAAGUUCUACUUUACUGUCAUUUUUUUAAAGUAAUGACCGUAUUUAAUGACCGUUUUUCACGGUUUGUUUCCGUCAUCAUUCGUCUUGAUCAGAGGCGGUUGAAUUAUACAAACUAAUGGAGUUGCAGAUAACAUGACGUUGCUGUCGUUUUGUUGUCACCUUGUAUAGACAAACCUUAUCAAAAAAGGACGCAUCCAUACAGGCGUGGACUCGCCGUUUAAGUAGUCAGGCUGAGGAACCAGUACUAUGGCUGGAUUAUUCUCCGUCUGUAAAUUGUCGCGUUUAAACGUAUUUCUAGUCAAAUUAUGAUAUAAAUCCAUGAUUUAUGUUCAGAAACUGACCUCAAAAAAAGAAGAAGAAAAGAAAAUUGAAACAAAAUUUGUAUUGCACUCUUCUUUUUCACAGUGUGACAAAUUGCUAUGGAUGGGUAUAUUUAUGGUUAACCAGCAAGCUUUAAAGUGCUGUAAUGUAAGAGUGUACUCAUAAAAUAGGAAAAAAGUACUCUGGUUAGAUUCCUAAUGUUUCAUUUGUUCGUGGAGUGUGCGUAAAUUAUUAUUGUUUACGAAGAUUGUAUCCUUUACUAUGAACGCUCAGCUUUUAUGUUCUUUGUUUGACCAGAUUAAUGAUCGUCAUCGAUGUGGAUAAAGUUAUUAUUUAUUCUGGAUACUAUGCGUUUAAAUUAUAGAAAAUACAAAAAUAUUGUGUUAAAGACCGA
This is a messenger RNA of Bemisia tabaci, 1819 nucleotides long. RefSeq names its product 1-acyl-sn-glycerol-3-phosphate acyltransferase alpha. Gene Ontology annotation, cellular component: membrane; endoplasmic reticulum. The record is from RefSeq and is a predicted model, not a curated record. NCBI's taxonomy places the organism in Eukaryota, Metazoa, Arthropoda, Insecta, Hemiptera, Aleyrodidae. Gene Ontology annotation, molecular function: 1-acylglycerol-3-phosphate O-acyltransferase activity. Gene Ontology annotation, biological process: phosphatidic acid biosynthetic process.